Molecule: messenger RNA, 807 nt
Organism: Emiliania huxleyi CCMP1516
Lineage: Eukaryota; Haptophyta; Isochrysidales; Noelaerhabdaceae
Exons: 1
Coding region: 1-807 (268 amino acids)
Biological process (GO): nucleoside triphosphate biosynthetic process
Cellular component (GO): cytoplasm
Molecular function (GO): AMP kinase activity; nucleoside diphosphate kinase activity; ATP binding
Source: RefSeq, a predicted model, not a curated record
AUGGAGGUCACAGCAGCCUACGCCGAGAAGCAUGGCGUGUUCCAGCUCUUCGAAGGCCUGCUUCAGAGUCUUAUUGUGACAAAGCCCGACGAUCCCAUUGCGCACCUCAUCGACCUUGUCAGCGCCCCGCCGAAGGACACCGCACAGGCCUCGAAAGCCCCAAAGGGGAUACCUCGUUUGCUCCUGCUCGGAGGCCCGGCUUCGGGCGCGGAGGAGGUGGCGGCGGCCGCCGCACGGCGGUACGGGACCGUCCACGUCUCCGCCUCGCUACUGCUGCAGGCGGCAGCCAGCCGUGGGACAGCCGCCAGCCGAGCGCUGCUCCCCUACAUGGCGGCCAAUGUGUCGGAGGUCCCCAGCGAGUGCCUCGGACCGCUAGUCGUGGAUCGCCUCCGAAGCGACGACGUGCGCCGGCGGGGCUUUCUCUUGACCGGCUUUCCCAACAACGAGGCACAGUGCGAGUUUCUCGAGCGGGCAGGCAUCUGGGUGAGAUCUACGUUGCUGCUCGACAUUGAUGAGGCGGCGGCGGCGCACGCGCUGAUCGCCUCACGGGUUGACCCAGUGACAGGGACAGAGUACCACCCUGACCAAGUGGCGUGGCCAACAGACCCUGCUGUGCUGGAGCGCCUCGUGCAGCACCCGAGCCGAGCCGAGGCGCAGGUGUUGGCAAGCCUGCAGUCAUGGCGGGCAAGCAAGGCGCAACUGCUUGCUGCUUUUCCGGACCACAUCAUCGUGGAUGCAUCGCGGCCGUCCCUAGCUCUUGAGGAAAGGCUCGGUGCGAUUCUGCUCGGGAAGGGCGUGGGCCCUUGA